Bombina bombina (fire-bellied toad) is the source of this 1917-nucleotide messenger RNA. Its product is annotated as keratin, type II cytoskeletal cochleal-like. Gene Ontology annotation, cellular component: keratin filament. Lineage: Eukaryota; Metazoa; Chordata; Amphibia; Anura; Bombinatoridae. Bases 16 to 1593 code for a protein of 525 amino acids. The record is from RefSeq and is a predicted model, not a curated record. Gene Ontology annotation, molecular function: structural constituent of skin epidermis. The transcript is spliced from 9 exons. Gene Ontology annotation, biological process: keratinization; intermediate filament organization.
AAAGCAUAGAAGUCGAUGUACAGUGUUUCACCUAUUGAACUUUCCUUUGACGUUUCCAUAAUGAGUCGUAAUCAACAACUGCGUGGGGUCUCUUCUGGAGUUUCUAGUGGGGGAUUUAGCUCAUCCUCUUUAGGAGGUAGCAAAAGAAUCAACUUCAGCUCAGCCUCUGUAUCUCAAGGGCAAUUUGGUGGUGGGGGCAUUCGCAGCACCAACUUUGGCAGCAGAAGCCUAUUGAGCUCUGGGGGCAAUAGAAAGAUUUCCUCUAGUGUAAGCAGUGUCAGACAAGGUGCAGGGCUGGGAUUUGGGGGUGGAUUUGGAGGAGCAGGUGCACUAUCUGGUGCAGGAGGGUUUGGUGGUUCUGGGUUUCCUGCAGGGGGUAUCCAAAAUGUCAGCAUUAAUUCAAAUCUGCUCGCACCACUUAACCUGGACUUUGACCCCAGCAUUUCAGUAAUAAGGAAGGAAGAAAGGGAACAGAUCAAGACCCUGAACAACAAAUUUGCAUCAUUUAUUGAUAAGGUUCGAUUCCUUGAACAGCAAAAUAAAGUUCUUGAGACAAAGUGGAAACUCUUACAGCAGCAAGGAGGUCAAUCAUCAACACAGAACAGUGACAUUGAAGGGAUUUUCAAAGCUUAUGUGAGCAACCUCAAGAAUCAACUGGACGGUAUAGUAAGUGGCAAGGGCCGUGUUGAGGGAGAAUUUCAGAAUACAAAGAAUCUUGUUGAGGAAUAUAAAACCAAGUAUGAAAAUGAAAUCAACAAUCGUGCAGCAGCGGAACAUGAAUUUGUUAAAAUAAAAAAGGAUGUGGAUGAUGCUUACUUGGUCAAGGUUCAACUGGAAGCCAAACUUAAUGGACUGAAUGAUGAGAUAAACUUCUUGAGAGCUCUUUAUGAACAGGAACUUGGAGAGCUUAAAUCACAACUCACUGACACUUCUGUUAUCCUCUCAAUGGACAACAAUAGGUCAUUGAAUCUAGAUGACAUUAUUGCUGAAGUUAAAGCUCAAUAUGAGGAAAUCGCAAACAAGAGCAGAGCUGAGGCAGAAGCUGCCUACCAAGAUAAGUUCAGGCAGCUGGAAAAUGUUGCUGGUCAACAAGGUGACAAUCUAAAAAGCACCAGAAAUGAGAUUGCAGAACUGAGCAGAGCAAUCAGGAAACUGGAGUCUGAAAUUGAAAAUGUGAAGAGACAGAUUGCUGCUCUCAAUGCAUCUAUAGCAGAGGCUGAAGAACGAGGAGAAAUUGCAUUAACUGAUGGCCGACGAAAACUUGCUGAACUGGAGGCUGCUCUGCAGAAAGCCAAGCAGGACAUGGCUCGCCAGCUGCGGGAAUAUCAAGAGCUGAUGAACGUGAAACUGGCGCUAGAUGUUGAGAUUGCCACGUACAGGAAACUGCUGGAGGGAGAGGAAGACAGGUUAUCUGGGUUAAUCACCAAUGAAGUAAAUGUCUCUGUUGUCAGUGGUGUCAACUCUGGAGCAUCAUUUGGAUAUGGAGGCAGCUCUUCCUCUGGAAGCUUUAGCACUUCAUCAUCACAGAAAAAACGUGGUCCUGUGCAAAUUAUCUCAAAGACAUCUGAAAGGCAAACGACGUAUGUGAGCUAAGAGUGCUGCAAAUGGGCUACAGUUUUGUCUCAUUAACAAUCGCCUGUUUCUGUUGUAGUUAUUAUUUUCUUACUGUGAAUAAAAAAGUUGUUAUUCUGUAAAUUUACAGCUAAUACAAUAUGACUGCCAUGGUUGAUUAGAGUAAUCUGUAUCUCUAAUUAAUGGGUUUUAAUGCUGAUUUUAUGUCAUAUUAUGAGUUUCUUAGCUAUGAUUAAGCUUUGUGAGGAAAAUCUUCAUCUUUCUUAACAAUUCUUGUCUCUUGCAUAGUCAUCAAUUGCUGUUAGUCCUAUAAAAAUAAUAAUAAACGUAUCCUUCUUAACUUUG